Molecule: messenger RNA, 773 nt
Organism: Magnolia sinica
Lineage: Eukaryota; Viridiplantae; Streptophyta; Magnoliopsida; Magnoliales; Magnoliaceae
Product: large ribosomal subunit protein uL11
Exons: 1
Coding region: 92-592 (166 amino acids)
Biological process (GO): translation
Cellular component (GO): ribosome; cytosolic large ribosomal subunit
Molecular function (GO): large ribosomal subunit rRNA binding; structural constituent of ribosome
Source: RefSeq, a predicted model, not a curated record
AAACAAAAAACCCUAACCCUAAAACCCGCACAAACAUUUCUUCCCCUCCAAAAACCCUAAAACCGUAAGAUUCGGCGGCGACGAAGGAAGGAUGCCUCCGAAGUUCGAUCCAUCUCAGGUGGUGGACGUGUUCGUCCGCGUCACAGGAGGAGAAGUAGGCGCGGCGAGCUCACUCGCCCCGAAGAUCGGGCCGUUGGGGCUGUCCCCUAAAAAGAUCGGCGAGGACAUCGCCAAAGAGACGGCCAAGGACUGGAAGGGUCUCCGAGUCACCGUCAAGCUGACAGUCCAAAAUCGUCAGGCCAAGGUCUCGGUCGUGCCGUCCGCGGCCGCGCUCGUCAUCAAAGCCCUGAAGGAGCCCGAGCGCGAUCGCAAGAAGACGAAGAACAUCAAGCACUCGGGUAACAUUUCUAUAGACGACGUUAUCGAGAUCGCACGUGUCAUGAAACCCCGAUCCAUGGCCAAGGACCUCAGCGGCACCAUCAAGGAAAUCCUUGGCACGUGCGUCUCCGUUGGGUGUACGGUCGACGGCAAGGAUCCCAAGGAUCUGCAGCAGGAGAUCGCUGAUGGGGAUGUUGAGGUCCCGACGGAGUGAGGUGGCUUCUUUGUUCUUUUCUCAAUUUCUCAAUCUUUUUUUUUUUUUUUUUUUCGUCGAGAUUUUGUUUUUAGGAGGUAUCCGUUUGGAGGGAUUUUGGUAUUUGAUUUGGAAUUAUGGAGAAUUGAGAUGUUAAUGCUUGUUAUUAUCAUUAAUUGAGGUCAUACAUGGUUUUGUUUGA